Kwoniella shivajii is the source of this 417-nucleotide messenger RNA. RefSeq lists its product as uncharacterized. The transcript has a single exon. NCBI's taxonomy places the organism in Eukaryota, Fungi, Basidiomycota, Tremellomycetes, Tremellales, Cryptococcaceae. The record is from RefSeq and is a predicted model, not a curated record. The coding region runs from base 1 to 417 and encodes 138 amino acids.
AUGUCCACCGCAAAUCUCUCUUCGGCCGACAUUAGUACUUCAUGUAUGUCGUCCAAUACUCAAUCUAUGUUUUCUAGACCUAGUAUUCUGAGUGAAAAGACAGUCGAUCGAAAUGCUUCUCAAGGUGCACGCGAACGUGAAACACGCAUUGAGUCGUAUCCAGAUGAAGACGAAGCUUCAUGGGAUCCUUGGGAUCCAUGGGACGAGGACGAGGAGAUCCGCCAGUUCAAUGACAGGAUAGCUGACGAUCUGGCUAAUAACGAGCCCUACGAGCCCAAAACUCCACCAUUUACUUUAGCGAACGCGGUUCAAAAGCAGAAACCAAGCACCAUGAAAUCAUGGAAAGAUAAUCACCACCCAAGUCUACCGUUGAUUGACGAAGAUGAAAGUGGAGUUGCUCAGAAUGAGAAUGAUUAG